Messenger RNA from Drosophila sulfurigaster albostrigata, 414 nucleotides. Its product is annotated as sex determination protein fruitless-like. NCBI's taxonomy places the organism in Eukaryota, Metazoa, Arthropoda, Insecta, Diptera, Drosophilidae. The record is from RefSeq and is a predicted model, not a curated record. The transcript has a single exon. Gene Ontology annotation, molecular function: DNA binding. Bases 1 to 414 code for a protein of 137 amino acids.
AUGCAUCUGUCGGCGGCCCUGAAGAGCGAAUACAAUCCGUUGCACUACAUACGCGCCGCCGGCAACAAUGGCCACAACAGCGCCGGGGGCACGCCCCCCGCCCACGGUGGCUAUAAUCAGGGACACGCGGCCGCCUUGGGCGGCUCCAGCACACCGACGAGCACCGGGCACAAUUCACAUCACACCAUGUCGUACCACAAUAUGUUCACGCCGUCCCGCGAUCCCGGCACCAUGUGGCGCUGUCGCUCCUGCGGCAAGGAGGUCACCAAUCGUUGGCAUCACUUUCACUCCCACACCGCCCAGCGAUCGAUGUGUCCCUAUUGCCCGGCCACCUACAGUCGGAUCGACACGUUGCGCUCGCAUCUGCGGGUCAAGCAUCCGGAUCGUCUGCUCAAGCUGAACUCCUCGAUAUAA